UAGCAUCACAGGAAUACAGCCCCUUCGUCCGUCAUCGCCUUCCAACUCCAUCAGUACUGCUUACCUCCCGUCAUUUCCACCAUGGAUCGACUACCCCAGGAGAUUAUCGACGCAAUCGUCGAAGCAUUUCCGCAGGAUCUCGAAUUGCCACUGAGGCAGACCGCAAGUUCCAAGCGACGGAAACUCGAAUCUUCCCCAAGGAGAUUGAGCGAGUUUAGUACCGUUUCCAAGGGGUGGCGGCGUGCUGUAGAACGGCGGCUUUUCAACACAAUCGACAGCAUCGGCUCCGGCGCUUUCCAGUUGUCCUUCUUCAAAACCAUCCUGGAAGGAGAAAGCAACGAGAAUCGUCGAGACUCGGUCAGGAGUUUUACGUACACAACAUAUCUCGCAUUCCAAGGCCAGCAGAGCAUGACGGACUUCGUUCGCGACGGCCAGCUAAGGCUAUUCUAUGAGUUCAGGGAAUUUUUCACAGUCAUUAACGACAUAUGGUCCACCGACCUGGGAGAGAUCAAGAGGCGGCCAUUAGCCCUAACGGUCAGUAUCGUCGGGAUUGGACAUUGGGAUCCCGAGUGCGACGAGAACGCCUUUACAUUUCCUCAGGCGGCAACGAGGCUUCCACUCGCUCCGGCAGUUACCUCCCUGAAAAUCGUUUUCGAUCAGGCAUUGGACAAGGGACGUAGCCCCCGGCGAUUCAGGCAAUCAGGCAGGGGCAACCAGGUACCUCCGGCAUGGAUCUUGCAACCGUUGAUGGCCAAGCUGCCAUCGGUUGACAAACUCUCGUAUGAGAUGUUUGACUUUCUCGGCAAGGAACAAUUUCGGGACCGUUUGUUCACAGAGACAUUCCAUACCCUGACGGGCCCAUUGGCUACCAACUUGACCGAGCUAUACCUCCACGUCGGUCCGUUUGGCUUCCGUACCUUUAACCAACUUCCCAGCAAAUACUUAGCGUCUAUGGCUACGACCCAUGUGAGCAAUAAAAGCGGCGAGGACGACCACAGUCCCCGUUUCAACUCGGCAGUGAGACAGCUUAGUCAACAGCUCAGUGUCCUCCACGUCACCGGGCUAUUCGCGGUCCAUCCUGACCUUUUCUACCCCAAGGAGCUCACGAAUGGACGCGUCGGAGUCAGUUUGAAGAAAGCCAGGCUCCGAGAACAAUCGCUCGGACGAGGUCUUACAAUCGAUCGGUUUCUAUCACGAGACCCAAAGGAGCUCAACGAUCUAGCUGUCAGUGUGUCACGCGGCAUGCUUUGCAUGCCAAAGCUUGAGAGUGUUGAGAUUGCCUUCCGGGUGGAGUCCCAGGACCUGAUCAGAGGCGAAAUUGGAGGUCACGGUUAUUCUCAGAGAAUAACGUAUCAGAGAAAAUGGCUUGCGGAGACUGUGUUGGAUACCUCUGCCGAGGGAGGCACCAGUGCUACUUGCUACCUCUUGAAUGACAUCGACCUUCGCAAGAAUCAUGCGUUCAAGUCGGUGAUCUCGGACGAGGUGGAGGAGAAUCUAGUGGAGUUGAGUCGUAGACUCAGGGGCUUGUCGCUGUUUCCAAGCUGGUGA
Neurospora tetraspora is the source of this 1548-nucleotide messenger RNA. RefSeq lists its product as uncharacterized. Bases 82 to 1548 code for a protein of 488 amino acids. The transcript is spliced from 4 exons. The record is from RefSeq and is a predicted model, not a curated record. NCBI's taxonomy places the organism in Eukaryota, Fungi, Ascomycota, Sordariomycetes, Sordariales, Sordariaceae.